CGCAGCGCCUGUGCGGGUGUCCCCCCCCGGCUUAGCUCCGGGACAUGGCCUCCGGGCGGCGCGGGCCCGGGAUCGAACGACGCUGUGCUGCGGCCGCGCGGCUGAGAGCCCGGUCACCCCCGAUCACCCGGUUUACCGAUGGCAGACGGUGACACCGGGGACUUCGCCCCGAAAACGGUCCCCCGGACGGACGUCCGCCCUGACCCGGGGCUUCUGCGUUCGGCUCGCUCCCAGGUCCCAGGGAGCCUCCAGGGCCCGGACCAGGCUGCAGAGCCGAGAGGGCGGAUGCCUCCACUGCGGCGGGGAGAGGGAGCCCCCGCCCUCCAUAUCCGGGCCCAGGACAGGGGCUGCUGCCCUCCUUGCAGGUCUGCGGAUGGAAGGUGCCGGCCGGCUGGAGCGGCGGAGGGCAGGCGUCCAGCCCCCGUCUCCCACGGACAGCGUUCGUGUCCGGUACUAAGGCAGGAGGAGCAGAGAGACGAAGGAGACCACCGGGGAAGGAAGAAUCCGGGGCGGCCCACGGCUCCAGAGCCGGGGAGUGCGGCCCCCAGAGGCCAGGGAUGGUGCUGUGAGGAGGGGGCUGCCAGCCCUGGGGAGCGGGAACCCCACAACGGAGGCAGCCAGUUUCAGGGACAGCCCUUGAAGGAGGAGCGUGAGGUCAGGGACUCCUGUCCGCGUCCCUUGCAUCUCUCUCUAGGGCUGCUGGCGCUGGAGCUUCAAGGAGGCUGCAGGCAGGGGAGGAGGAGACGGGUUUGCCGCCCCAGGCCGGACCCGAGCAGGGGGCCCAUGGGCGUCCUCGGAGACCGACUUUACCAAGGCGACUGGAGGCCUGGGAGUGGGCCUGGGGCUUUUACUGAGUGACGAGGCAGGUUCCGGGUUGAAUGCGGGCUGGGCCUGCCGGCAGGGGUGCUGGGACAGCAGCCAGGGAAUGAGGGGUCCUGAAGAGGGACAUGGAGCCUCCUGGAGGCUGGGAGCCG
Enhydra lutris kenyoni (northern sea otter) is the source of this 974-nucleotide messenger RNA. RefSeq names its product translation initiation factor IF-2-like. The transcript is spliced from 2 exons. The coding region runs from base 139 to 858 and encodes 239 amino acids. NCBI's taxonomy places the organism in Eukaryota, Metazoa, Chordata, Mammalia, Carnivora, Mustelidae. The record is from RefSeq and is a predicted model, not a curated record.